GGACGUUGCUCUUUAUUUCCACCCCAAGAGAAAGCUAAUAUGUAUUACUUGAGCUGUUCCUAUGGCUUUGGCCAUCGCUAAUUAUUUGUGUAGCAGCAGGUCUUGAAGGUGCCAGCUGGGAGUCACAGCAAGAAGAAAGGUGUGUGAGUCAGGAUUAUCAGUAGGCGUUUGUCCUGAGAAAACUCCAGUAUCCAGUCUUCUUGAGAGCAGUAGAGGAGAAGGGUGCACUCACAAUGGCUGCAGAGUUGGAUUUCUCCCCUCCUGAAAUCCCUGAGCCCACAUUCAUGGAGAACGUGCUUCGCUACGGACUCUUCUUUGGAGCCAUUUUCCAGCUGAUCUGUGUGCUGGCCAUAAUCCUGCCGGUGUCCAAGUCCCACAAGACAGACUCGGACAGUUUUGAGCCUAAGAAUUCAGAGACAGUGAAGAAGCCAAAGGCAACUGCUCCACAGAUAAGCAAGAAACCCAAGAAGGAAACCAAAAAGAAACGAUAAAGGCAUGACUGAUGAGCCUCAAAAGACCAAAUAAUCACUUGUAAUCAUGCUUCCUCAGAGACAACAUCAAAGGCAACUAACUAACUCUGUUAAAUGGUUUUCUGGCAUUGCCAUGUUUUACCUUUCAGGGACAAGGGAGAAGGAACUUACAAGAAUGGAAGGGGAGGGAUUCUGCCAUAGAUUUCUUGCAAGCAAAGAGAACUUCACAUAUCCAGUACUUCAUUUGACAUGAUUAAUGUGUCAGUCACCAUUAAAGUGACUUCUGUCAGUUCUCAUGGGUAGAGAAACCCCUUGAUGCUGGCUGGGAUUUGUAACAAAGUCCCUGUGGAAGGUGUAGCAUGGGUUUGCUGCUUUGGAUACCAGUUUGUAUUGUGUUUUUUGAAGCCAGAGGGAUCAAAUGGAUCAAGGAUACCACACUACACAGUUUUGUAUUCAUCUCUGUUGUCAUCUAGUCUGAAAUACAUAGCUGCAUUUUAUGGCUUAAUCAUAAUGUCUUUGUCAUAUUCUUUAAUUCUUCAGGUAAUAACUCACUGGAUUCCAGACUACUGGAGAUGAAAGGUUUCAUUUCCCCAGCGUCGCUACCUCUGUCUUACUCCCCACCCAUGCACUCUUCCUUUCUAUUCCCACCUUUGAAAGCAGGUACAUUGCAGGGAAUUGAGGCUGUGGUGGGGAUUGUGAGGACUACAAGGAUCGGGGAACAAUCUGAUUCUGGAAGGUGCAGAAUUUAAUGCCUGUGCUAGUGGGGUUGUUCUUGGGAACUUGGGAAGACCAGGUACUGCAUUUUGGAGAAGGGCUGCUGUGGUGGGAGUCUGGGAAUGCUGCACUGGUGGUGCAUCAGCCUGCACUGCCUCGCUGUGCUGUGGAUAAGCCCUCCUGCCAGCUGGCUGAGCCCUGACCGUGGGCCCUGUUUCAACACAGCUGAGGUUCUUUGCAUUUGCAAACUCCCUCCCAGCCUUCCCUGCUCCACUCUGCUCCAUCUCCUCUGGCUGAAUUCUUCCUGAGGGUAGAUACGUUCUCACCCUGGGGAGGUGUGGUAUUUUAAGAUCCAAGGGGUGGCAGGCUGGCUGUGUAGCAUGGCUGUAUGGCAAGAGACACAGACACUCUGUUCCUUUGGGCUCUGCCUCUCCAGGCCCAGGGACAAUCUGGUCUGAGAUUUGAAUACGGCGAGACAGGACUGGAAGGAGUGGAAGGAGAUAGGGGGUGACGUAGCCACGGAGUCUCUGUGGGGCAGCUCGAGCUUCCUGAUGCCAGCUCACAUCUUGGUUUGUUUGAUCAGGAAUGAGUCAAUGGGAGGAGAACCUGCUCUCUGAGGCGCACCCAGGGUUCAGAGCGGCUUUGAAGGAAGGGUUCUCUCUGGCAGGGCUGCAAGUCUGCAAUCCUUUUUGCAUACCCAGACUCCCGUCCUCGAGCCACAAAUGCCCUGUGAGCCCAGAUGUGUGUUCUUGAACAGGAGCUGAACAACCCACCUACAGAAAUCAUCAGUGUUGAGAACAGCCACAUUCUCUGCUCCCUCUUGCUUUUGGUGGGGGAGACAGAUAGAUCCCAGUACCAGUGUGAUUCUGACCUCUCACUGCUUCCCUGCUCCAGGCUCUUGACCAGAAUGCUGACACCAAGUUGCACUGCUUAAAAUCCAGCUCAGAGUUCUGCUUUAAAUUCUGCAUUUUUUUUCUUGAGCUACAUGAAGGCAACACCGAGUGGACAGAACAAAGCAUAGGAGACACAAGCACUCUAAAGUUGCUUUGAGUUCUCAGUACAAAGAAUUGUUACAAAAAUUUCCCACGCAAAUAACAAAGAGCAAUGUUUGCUGUGAGUUUCCAUGACAGACCUGUGCUCUGUCUCUCAUCUGCAGGAGGAAGAAAAUCAUUGCUACUGCCCUGGGUACGUACUGCAGAUCCCUCCUUCCAUUUUAAUAUAUGAGGAUGGUUUUAUCUAAACUCCAGCUUUCUGCAGGUUACCUAAAGCAGAGGGUUAAUGCUUUAAUGGAGUCAUUGAAAGAGCAGCACACACCUUAUCCAAAAUACUGAAGCACUUCCACAGCUCAGGACCAGUUAGCAGUGGGGACUGUGUGGCUGUUACCUGAAAUAGCAGCUACUACAUCAAUGUCUACAUGCAGCUAUUUGCAGGCUGGCACACUCAUUGCUCAGUAGAAAUCAUGGAUGUUGGGGUUUGGUUUUGUUGGAGGGAAGAGGGAUUAAGAUAAAAUCCCCAAUCUGUUCCUAACAGCUUUAUACCUAUUUGAAUGUGCUUGUUUACUGAACUUAGAGUAUGUAGAGAUUACCAAUAUCCCAUGUAUCUUAGUUUCUCUUGAAAUGUGUAAUAAAUGUAAUCAGAA
Molecule: messenger RNA, 2823 nt
Organism: Neopelma chrysocephalum (saffron-crested tyrant-manakin)
Lineage: Eukaryota; Metazoa; Chordata; Aves; Passeriformes; Pipridae
Gene: MANBAL
Product: mannosidase beta like
Exons: 4
Coding region: 234-491 (85 amino acids)
Cellular component (GO): membrane
Source: RefSeq, a predicted model, not a curated record